Gadus morhua (Atlantic cod) is the source of this 978-nucleotide messenger RNA. Its product is annotated as protein angel homolog 1. The record is from RefSeq and is a predicted model, not a curated record. Gene Ontology annotation, molecular function: 3'-5'-RNA exonuclease activity. Lineage: Eukaryota; Metazoa; Chordata; Actinopteri; Gadiformes; Gadidae.
GUGUCUGGUGUGGAGGAUCUGUCGUACAAAGCCAAUCCCUACACACUUUAUGCCCCGCUGUGGCACAGCUCCCUGGGGGUCACAGGCAUGUGCCAGUACACUCCCAGCCAGGAUGAGUGUGAACACCACAACAACAAAGACGGCAAGCUUCAAUACAGCCAUGCCUUUCUUCUGCAGCUGCGUCUCUGCCAAGCUGCGUGUGUGAGGCCUGCUGACCUGAUAUUCAUUCCUGACGUGACUGACAAUACCCCAGUUAACUCUGAGAUGAACUUCCCUCACGCACCAAGCAUGGGUCCCACCAUCUGCCACGGGCUGGGCCUGAGCUCCGUCUACCAGCACGUCCUCCCAGGUUUGGGCCAACCAGAGGUCACCACCCUGCACUCUGAAGCAGGCGCCACAGUCGACUACAUCUUCUACACCCCCAGACGGGACCCUCCAUCAGGCGAUCCAAAAGGUUUUGGAUCGCUUCUCGGCGGAAGCCUUGAGCUGACUGGCUAUCUCUCCCUUCUCUCUGAGGCGGACCUGUGGUCCAUGGCAGGCCUGCCCAAUCAGCAUUUCCCCUCGGACCAUCUCAGCCUCUUGGCCAGAUUCAAGGCCUGGUAGUAAUGCUGGCACCACAGCAGGAGGAAGCAUGCUGGAGGGAAUAUGGUUCAAAUAUAUUGUUUUGCUUCAAAGGACCUAGAGGGGUAUACCUCUCCUUCUCUUGCAGAUGUUUUAUUUUUUUAAUAAUGUUUUCUAGUUUUCUACAAGUUCAUACUAUUGCAUGAUUUAAUUUCUGAGUCCUUGAUUUAUUUGCUUUAAGUUCCCCCAGUUUAUAUGGUUAUACAUAUAUAUUAAAAAAACCAUUAUUCAUUUCGUUUUUUGGGGGAAUUCAUACGGUUUUCUUUCAUUAAUGUUAAUUCACUACUUAGAUGCAAGCAAAUGUAAAUUGUAUCAAAGGAAAAAAUAAAGUGUUUGCAUGUAUCUGCUACCAUUCAA